Molecule: messenger RNA, 2259 nt
Organism: Oryza brachyantha (malo sina)
Lineage: Eukaryota; Viridiplantae; Streptophyta; Magnoliopsida; Poales; Poaceae
Product: neutral/alkaline invertase 3, chloroplastic
Exons: 7
Coding region: 137-1963 (608 amino acids)
Biological process (GO): sucrose catabolic process
Cellular component (GO): chloroplast
Molecular function (GO): sucrose alpha-glucosidase activity; endo-alpha-N-acetylgalactosaminidase activity
Source: RefSeq, a predicted model, not a curated record
CUCCCCUCCGCGGCGCGGCCUUCUCCGGAGGCCACGCCACCCAUUCCCCCCUCCCCUCGCGGCCUCCUCCUCCUCCGCUUCCCCAACGUACCGUGGCGGUCCGGCCGUCGCUCAUUGAGUUGGGAGCACGGCGGCAAUGGGGAUUGCGGAGGUGGCCCUCCACACUAUGCCGGGGGCCGGGGCGUUCGCCGGCCACUCCCCGGCGUCUAGUUUGCCCCUCGUUGCUGACGCGAGGGGCAGGAGGAGGAAGGUGAACAUCAAUUCGUUGCCCAACUCCAGGGCGCUUCGAGGUCCGGCCAGGUAUUCCGGGCUGCGCUCUGCCGUGUGCCAGUGCCAGCGUCUCGAUGACCUCGCGAGGGUCACGGAAGGGAACGGGACUUGGGUUAAGGAUGCGGUAGACAAGGCGAGCCAUGCUCUUGGUGAUGUGAGCGUGCCGCCUGGCCAGGCUAUAGGUGGCAAUGGAAGUCUAAACGGGAGCGCUGUCAAGUCUCCACCGCAGCGGUGCAAGGUGUCUUCUGUGGAGGAUGAAGGUUGGGAACUCUUGCGGGAGUCCAUGGUUUAUUAUUGUGGUAGUCCAGUUGGGACGAUUGCUGCCAACGACCCGAAUGAUGCCAAUCCAAUGAAUUAUGAUCAGGUGUUCAUUCGGGAUUUCAUACCGUCUGGUGUUGCUUUUCUAUUGAAGGGAGAGUACGAAAUAGUGCGCAAUUUCAUUCUACACACGCUUCAACUUCAGAGCUGGGAGAAGACAAUGGAUUGCCAUAGUCCAGGCCAGGGCUUAAUGCCUGCUAGUUUCAAGGUGCGAACAAUUCCGCUUGAUGGAGAUGAAGAUGCAACUGAGGAGGUCUUGGAUCCUGAUUUUGGGGAGGCAGCAAUAGGUCGCGUGGCACCUGUUGAUUCAGGUCUGUGGUGGAUCAUAUUACUUAGGGCAUAUGGAAAAUGUUCAGGAGAUCUGUCAGUUCAGGAGAGAAUUGAUGUUCAGACUGGAAUAAAAAUGAUAUUAAAGCUUUGUUUAGCUGAUGGGUUUGACAUGUUCCCUACAUUACUGGUAACUGAUGGAUCGUGCAUGAUUGAUCGUCGAAUGGGAAUCCAUGGGCAUCCACUUGAAAUUCAGGCACUGUUCUAUUCAGCUCUUCUGUGUGCUCGUGAAAUGUUAACCCCAGAAGAUGGGUCAGCUGACUUAAUCCGUGCUCUGAACAAUAGGCUUAUCGCACUGUCCUUUCAUAUUAGGGAGUAUUAUUGGGUUGACAUGCAGAAGCUGAAUGAGAUUUAUCGGUAUAAAACAGAAGAAUAUUCCUAUGAUGCUGUGAACAAGUUUAACAUAUAUCCUGAUCAGAUUUCUCCAUGGCUUGUUGAGUGGAUUCCUCCUAAAGGAGGUUACUUCAUCGGGAACCUGCAGCCAGCUCACAUGGACUUCCGAUUCUUUUCUCUGGGAAAUUUGUGGUCCAUAGUAAGCAGCUUGGCAACUACUCAUCAAUCUCAUGCCAUUUUGGACCUGAUUGAAUCCAAAUGGUCAGAUUUAGUGGCAGAGAUGCCAUUGAAAAUAUGCUAUCCUGCUCUAGAGAACCAGGAAUGGAAGAUCAUUACUGGAAGUGACCCUAAGAAUACGCCUUGGUCAUACCAUAAUGGAGGAUCCUGGCCAACAUUAUUAUGGCAGCUCACAGUAGCAUCUAUCAAGAUGAACAGACCAGAGAUUGCUGCAAAAGCUGUAGAGGUAGCUGAGAGGCGUAUUGCUAUCGACAAGUGGCCUGAAUACUAUGACACCAAACGAGCACGCUUCAUAGGGAAACAGUCUCGUCUUUACCAAACCUGGUCUAUUGCUGGGUACCUUGUGGCCAAACAACUGCUGGACAAACCUGAUGCUGCUAGAAUACUUUGGAACGAUGAGGAUGCAGAAAUUCUUAACGCUUUGAGCACAAACAGGAAAAGAGGCAAGAAAGUGUUGAAGAAGACAUUCAUUGUAUGAGUUCUCGAAGCCAUUACCCGCUUCUUUAAGUUAGCAUUUAAGUUAUAGGAAAUGUCUUCCUGUAUAUAUAUACACGAAAGGAUAUGUUUUGAUGGAGAGAUGCGUGCUGUUGGAUGCUGUUAUUGUGGAUGCAUCUGGCUUUUGCAAGAAAGCACUUGCCUGAGCAUUUCUCAACUGUAUUCCUUUCAUCAUUUUUUGUACACUAGACUUGCCUCAUGUAGGUUAUCAUAUACUGCAUCCGACAUGACACUUUGUGCCAGUAGUAUGAUCCUAUGCUAUCGUUACAAUUAUAUGCA